AUGUCGCACCGCCCGCCGCUCCGGGCGCUGUCCAUGCAGGCCUCCUCCGCCGGCGCGGGCGCAGGGGGAGCCGGGCCGGCGUCGCCUGAGUAUGCCUCCGCGCGGUCGAGCGUGCAGCUGAGCGCCGACCUGAGCAACGACCUUGCCUUUCUCGAAUCUCUCAGGGCCAGUGUACGCGCCAAUCUGAUGCUGCGACCUCUGGAGGGCGGGAGGCCGUUGAGCUUUGCGAGCGAGAGCACGACGAGUCCGACGGAUUCCAUGUACUUUACGCCGACCAGUGCGACCUUUUCAACGUACUCGCACGCUUCGGAUACGGACAGGGAGGAUGAUGGAGAGGAGGAGUCGGAGAGGGAGGUGGAGAAGGAAAAGGUGGAGGAAUACAAGCCGUUCAUGUUGAGCGCGGAGAGCAUCGCGCGCAGGCUGUCCGCGCCUCUGCGCCCGCUGCUGCUCGACGUCCGGCCAUCAGCAGACUUUGAAGAGCAACACAUCCGCGGAUCCAUAUCCCUGCCCAUCCCGCCUAUACCGCGCUUAAACUCUCUGGGUGCCUUGCGCGCGCAUAUCUCGUCGUCUGAGGGCAAAGCGUUUUGGGACGAGGCGAUGCAGAGCGCCUGGUGGGACGGCGACCUCGUGCUCGUCUCCAAACAGGGCGAGAUGGACGCCAACCUCUCCCGAUUAAUCCAACUUCUCGCGCCCCUGCUCGACCGCGGCACGCCCGAUCCCCUCGCCGGCGGCUUCGCAGCCGCACUCGAACACCCAAUGAUGGCAGAGCAUCUCGUAUCGCCAUCUGCACAACAGGGUCUGCUCACGAGCGAACCAGACGAGAUAUCUAUACCCGGCGCUUGGACAAGUCCAGUCGCUACUACAAACGCACGCGGACUAUCCAUCAAUCCUCCUCUUCCCUCCCAAUCACCCGAUGACGCCCAUCCGACAGAAACAGAAGGCGCCGAUCCCCGCUUCCCGCCUCGUACGCCCCGCCCUGCACCUCAAACGGCUUCCGGCCCGGCCCUGCCGCCGCCCGUCCUCGGUCUUCCACCUCGAACACCGAAGAGUGCUCAGCAACGGUCUGCUUCUGGCUCUUCGCCUGCUGCACCGCCUAUACCGCGGCAGAACUCUCAGACCACACCGAGGUCAUCGUUGCCUUCUCUCCCUUCGCUCCCUCCACCCGUAAGCGAGCUGCCGCCUGUACCAGCCACAGCUGCCCCCGCCCUCGGUCGAAAGAAGCCCGCUGCAUUGGCACCGUCUGCACCGUCUACGUCUUCUCAAGAUACCGCUCAAGGAGAGAGAGACCGUACCGCAGGACUCGGCCAGGAAUUGACAGUACCCGCAUCCAUCGGACCCGGACCUCGCUCAGCACGCACACCCAAGUUCCGCGGCGCAACGCUUCCUCUACUCAAUACCUCCGCUAAACCGAAGAACCUGCCCGAGAUCGAGCGUUCGGCCGCUGCAUCUGCCGUCGCACAACAUCCUUGGGACGGUCCAAAUGCCAAUGCGAACGGGAAUGGGAAUAAGGACAGCGAAGGGGACAGCGAGCUAUCGUAUCUACGCGACGAACACGGACACGGACCUCUACCCUCCAUCAACGCGCCCACGCCACUAUCAAACAGCCCUCCGCCCCUGCACACGUCCCUCUUCGCGGACAACACCAACAAAACGCCCUCCGCCACGACCUCAUCACACAGUACACCGGCCGCAACGCCCGCGCCUGUACUCGGUAAACCCACUCUCCGCAGACUCGACACCCGCUCGGCUGAGCGGUUGCCGAAGUUGUCGUUGAAGACGGCGCUGGGGCCGAUGCCUGGACGCGGACCGCUGAAGAGCGCGACGCUCGCUGCGCCGCCUAGUACGGCGGGCGGAUUGGGAGGGAGUAGGGCUUGGGGGAGCUGGUCGCAAGGAUCGGCGCACCCCGGUGGGCCGUCCGAUACGACUGCAGGAUCAUUCGGUGCGCGCAGAGACGCGAGCGCCGAGAGCAGUGGCGAGGAAGGGAACGGGAAUGGGCACGGAGGGCAGUGGCUUGAUAGACCUGCACGACCAUGGGCACGCACAUCGCCCAGCCCGAGCCCGCCACCGCUUAAACUGACACAUUCGUUCCACCGAUCGAAAUCGCCGCGCACGAAUACGUCUCUCCUACCGCCCGAAGGACACCGUUCUGGUCCAUCAUCGCGGAGAGGAUCAGACGACGACGGGCCGCCGCCUACGCCCAGCGCGUUUGGGUUCGGGUUUGGGUCGGGUGGAUUUGGCGCGGCAGGAGCGGGACAGGCGUACGAGCGACCGCCGAGCGCAGCGUCGAGCUCGAGCGGGACGGAGAGCGAGGGCGGGAUGUCGAGUUCGUCGACAACAUCGCCCGAAGAGCACUGGCCCUCCGAACCGCCCAAAUUCGGCUGGCCGUCAGAAGCGCAGCGCAGCGGGUGGCCCUCAUCGUCCGAUUCGGGUUGGCCAGGCGGCGGGAGUAUGGAGUAUGGCGAUGAGGCGCGGACGCCGACGAGCGCGGUGCAUAUGACGCAUGGGGGUGGGGGAGGGAGCGAUAGUGAUGGGGAGUGCGAGAGCGCCGAGGGCGAGGCGCCGAGGUUUGUGCUGAGCAUGAUUUUGCCGGGGUUUUUGUUUUUGGGGCCCGAGCCGACCGAGGAGGCGCAUGUGGAGGAGAUGCAGGCUGCGGGGAUUACAAGGAUCUUGAACCUCGCGACCGAGUGCGGCGCGGACGACUGGGGGUUGAAGUUGGGAGAGAGGUUCCAGUACCGCAAGAUCGGGAUGAGGGAUACGGUCGAGGAGGACGGUGUUACGGGUGGUGUGCGUGAGGCGUGCGAGGUUCUAGAUGACGCGGCGCUGCACAGUGCGCCGACGUACGUACACUGUAAAGCGGGCAAGAGCCGCAGUGUCACGGCCGUCAUCGCGUACCUUAUCCAUGCGAAUGCGUGGACACUGAGUAGAGCGUACCAGUUCGUCCUCGAACGCCGCAAGGGCAUCUCACCCAACAUCGGCUUCGUCUCCGAACUCAUGAACUUCGAAGAAUCAGAACUAGGCGGCAAAUCCGUCGGCGUGAUCAAAGACGCCGCCACGCCCUCUGACUCUUCCUCCUCCUCCAACGCCAAUCACUCACAGGGACAAAAGUCGUUGGUCGGAGCGCGGAGGCCGGCGCAUAUAAGAGAGUCUUUGCCGCCGGCGUUCACGCUUAGCGCGGAUGCGUUUGAGUUGGGCGAGGUGGAUGCGUUGGGGGCGGGCGCGGAGACUGAGAUUCGUGAUGCGAAUGGGCGGUAUAGGUUCGCGAGGCGCGCGCCGGUCGAUGCGCAUACGCUGCAGCCUAGUCGGCGCGUUAGCAAAGCCGGGCUCGAGAGCGGCGGGUGGGAGGUCGAGUGA
Molecule: messenger RNA, 3351 nt
Organism: Peniophora sp. CBMAI 1063
Lineage: Eukaryota; Fungi; Basidiomycota; Agaricomycetes; Russulales; Peniophoraceae
Source: the annotation of a GenBank genome assembly